Molecule: messenger RNA, 762 nt
Organism: Geosmithia morbida
Lineage: Eukaryota; Fungi; Ascomycota; Sordariomycetes; Hypocreales; Bionectriaceae
Exons: 2
Coding region: 1-762 (253 amino acids)
Source: RefSeq, a predicted model, not a curated record
AUGUCUCCCAACAACGGCGAGAACGCAACGGCGCGCUUUCUCUUUGCUAUACUAAAGCAGAAGAACCUUAAAGAUAUCGACUGGAACCAGGUAGCUCAGGACCCGGUCCUGAUGCAGCCCAUCUCCAACGGCCAUGCCGCCAGGAUGCGCUACUUUCGUUUCAGAGCCACUGUCGAAGGCCACGAGGGCCGUGUAGCCAAGACCCGGGCCGGUGACACAGCGAACAAGUCUCGUGCGUCCAGGGCUAAGGCCAGAAAGGUCAGCUCCGAGUCGGUGCCCGAGUCGAACACCCACAGCAGCGGUGCUGUCCGCAUCAAGAAGGAGUUUGAUUAUCCGACGAGGACCUACCCCAUGUCCAACUGCUCUCCUGCGUCAAUCUCGGUCUCUGCGGGGGCAUCACCUUACCUCUCUGACUGCCAUGACGACUUUGGCACCGGUCGAUUCCCCACACCUUGCAGCGAUGAUAUGACCAACCACAUUCACACCCAACGUCAGACUGUCAUCGAUCCUGCUGUUACCAUCGAGGGUGGUGGUAACAUCCCGCACAACGCGGCCUUGUUCACUCCUCUGUUCUUGGAUCCGGGACACCCCAACAACGGGAGCGACAACAUGCACUCGCCUGCCUUCUCUUCCGCGUUUGACGAUGCAAGCAUCGAUAUGGUACACUUCGGGUCUGAUGCUGCUCGUGUUUCACCCGACAUCACAGCUCCCUAUAUGAUGGGUUCCAACGACUGGGAUCAGAGCCUCCAGCACCAAUUUUGA